This is a messenger RNA of Nanorana parkeri, 2429 nucleotides long. Its product is annotated as coiled-coil domain-containing protein 50-like. Bases 286 to 1995 code for a protein of 569 amino acids. The transcript is spliced from 13 exons. NCBI's taxonomy places the organism in Eukaryota, Metazoa, Chordata, Amphibia, Anura, Dicroglossidae. The record is from RefSeq and is a predicted model, not a curated record.
ACUGCAGCCAGUUGAUGAGGAGCUCCUGACAUCUGGAAGCAGCACAUCUGCAGCAGCCAUAAAGCUGCUUUUGUUUCCCAGGGCUGCGGAGAAGAGUCAGGAAGGAAUGUCCCCCCGCGGCCGCCGUCCCUCCAGCUUGCUACAUUGUUGCAGAUCAGCUGUGUAGGAGGAGAGGAAGGGGAGCCGGAGGACGGAGCCCGGCACUGAGCAGCUCCCUUUUUCAUGUUUCGUUAAUGUGGACCGAAAAACUGGAUUCUAACCAGGAUUAAGCAGAAGGUCCCCAACAUGACCCACAUUCCAAUCGAUCAGUCGAAUCUGCCGCGGGUCAAUGAAGUUUGUCGGGAAUUUGCAGUUUUGGAAGACGGGGCCUUGGCACACUGCUUACAGGAACAGGAAAUCGAGCAGCAUUAUGCCUCCAACGUCCGGAAGAAUAAGCUAGUCCAGAAGGACAUUCGUAUAGCGAAGAAACUCCAGGAUGAAGAAGAUCAACAGAGCAAAGUCUUGAGCCUGGAGCAACAGAAACAAAUUGAAGAAUUAGACUCGGAGUACGCCCGAGCUGUACAGGAAGAGCUACAGAGGAAAGCACAGGAGUGCCUGCAAAGAGAGGAGGAAGACAAGGAAAUUGCCAAAAGGCUUCAGCAGCUGGAAGAGGAAGAGCUGCAGCAGAAGGCUCAAGACAGUUUAGGAGAGCAAAGUGGCUUGCCAUUCUUGGACAAUGAUGACGAAGAGGAAGGCUACUCCUUCCAAAACGAUAAUUCUAAAUACACAAGCUCCUCAGAUUACAUACGAGGUCCAAGAAGCUCUGAGAGGGAACACAUUCCAAAACGUUCUGAGGAACUCUCCAGCAGAAUGAAUCCUAGCCGCAUCUCCUUUGGUCAAGUCCACUAUGACAGCAACGGGUCAAAAAAUUCCAAAACCCCUGAUCAGUGGAAAGAGCCUGGUCGUAAGGAUCAAGUGCAGUUUCCAUAUAGGAACCCUAGACACUCAGCAGAGAGGAGUCCAUGCCAUUCGAGUGGCAUUGAGGCAACUCCCACCCACGACAAGGAUAAGGUCCGCAAAGAUGAGAAACUCAGAAGCCACCGAGAAAAACACUGCAAGCACCACUCUGAUCGGUGUAGGCGCUCCAGCUCAGAUAGUGAUGACUACCCAGAACAUUGUGCUAGAGACAAAAGAAGUCGCCGUUCACAAUGGAACCAAAAUCGAGAACUCCACCACCACCACCAUCACCAUCGAUCUUCUAAUAAUCAUUCGUCUAGGUUGUCGAGUCACGAUUUGAGAACAGGUGAGGACACCAGGCCAAACUUCGACAUAGACCCCCUGCACUGGAAAAUGGCCGAACUGCAGGUCCAGAGCUCAGACCAGCUCUUACGGGAUGAAGAACUGGCACGCCGAUUGCAGGAAGAGGAAGAAAAACGUGUAGCAAAACUGAAACGGCAUGACCAGCAUGAGGACUUCCGUGCAGCUCAGGUCGCACAGGAUGAAGAGAUCGCAAAGUACAUCCAGAGGCAGGAGCUGAGAGCCAAUAGGAGGUCGGAGGACCUGGACCUGCCAGGGGACAGUGAUGAUGACGGCAGCAUCUGUAGCUUCUCCGAUAGGAAAAGCAUAGGAAUAAAGAAUGAAGUGCCUUCAUAUAACCAAGGACGUUUGGACUCUGAGGGCCUGGCAUCACCCACCGAGUGUCGUACACCCGAGAAAAUGGAGCUGUCAACAGUGGAAGCAAGUUGCGACCAGGCCAAGCUGAGCUCUCCCAGGAAUAUCGCAGAGGAACUCGAUCCAACGUUCAAAUCUAAGAAGGAGUCCCACCCAGAAGUAUUCACUGUCUGCUCUGAAGAAUUUCCCGUUUCGGCACAGACUCAACCCGUCCCGGUAGAUGGAUUGUACGACUUAAUGGACGAUGGCACCGAUCCAAUAUUUAUACCACCGACAAAGAGGCAAGCAGAGAAAGUGGGACGCAAUAAACCCAAAGACAAGAAGGAAGGAUGCAAGCAGCAGUGACUUGUGAUUUAGAAGUAUUAUUUUUAUUUCCUUCUAGCUGCCAUCCUAUUGCCAAACUUUGCGUUCAGUGUCGGUUCAUCAUCGUGGGCGCUCUUCGACGUACGUCAGCAAAAGUGUAUAAACUCAUUCAGGGAUGAAGACGAAAAUCUGAUUUAUUCUAUUUUAAUUUCGUUUCUUUUGGAAUACCGGUGCCUUAGGCAUUUUUUCUGACUCUAGAGAAUGGCUGUUAACUAAUAGCGCCGAUCAUAUGUGUUCGGCAUCCAAGAAGCACAUUUUAGCAACCUACUGUCCGGUCUAUUAGAGGAAUAUAAUAUCAUUAUUAAUAUUAUUAGCUGUGUGCUAUAAAACUUGCUUAUGACAAGCAUUGUGGAUUAUCCGUCUGUCAUGUACAUGAAUUAUCCAAGUCUAGAAUUAAAAUGACUGCCUUUUGAAAA